AUGGCUACCGAUCCCUCCACCUACAAGUUGAACCACACCAUGAUCCGGGUCAAGGACCCGAAGCGAUCAGUUGAGUUUUACAAGUUCCUCGGCUUGAGUUUGCUCAAGAAGAUGGAUUUCCCCGAAUGGAAGUUCUGCAACUACUUCAUGUCUUAUGACGGCCCCAAGUCGCUGCAGGGAGAAACCCAUUUCACCGACCGCAAUGCCAACAUUGAGCUCACCCAUAACUAUGGUACUGAGGACGACCCAAACUACAGCGUCGUCAACGGUAAUACUGAGCCCCACCGGGGUUUCGGUCACCUUUGCAUCUCGGUCGACAACAUCGAAGCUGCUUGCAAGCGCAUUGAGGAUGCUGGUUAUCCCUUCCAGAAGAAGUUGACUGAGGGGCGUAUGCGUCACAUUGCCUUCGCCAAGGAUCCCGAUGGAUAUUGGGUGGAGAUCAUCCGUCGCGGUGAAGAGGAUGCUGGCACCACCACCGACCCAGGCACCUACCGUCUCAACCACACCAUGAUUCGGGUCAAGGACGCCGAGGCGAGUCUCAAGUAUUACACAGAGUCACUGGGUAUGACGCUCGUUCGCACCUCUGAGAACCCAGAGAACAAAUUCAAUCUUUACUUCCUGGGCUACCCCAAGUCCAACCCUGAGAUCAAGGAAGGUGUCAGGAACCCCGUCUCUGAGUGGGAGGGUCUGCUAGAGUUGACCUGGAACUACGGCACUGAGAAGCAGGAGGGCCCUGUCUACCACAACGGUAACACAGAGCCCCAGGGAUUCGGCCAUAUCUGUAUCGCCGUGGAUGACCUCACAGCGGCUUGUGAACGGUUCGAAUCACUGGGUCUCUCUUGGAAGAAGCGCCUGACCGAUGGUCGGAUGCACAAUGUUGCAUUCCUGUUAGAUCCAGACCAGUACUGGGUUGAGGUGAUUCAGAAUGAGCGGAUCAAGCCCACUGCAAACUGGUAA
Penicillium longicatenatum is the source of this 957-nucleotide messenger RNA. RefSeq names its product lactoylglutathione lyase GLO1. Gene Ontology annotation, molecular function: metal ion binding; lactoylglutathione lyase activity. The transcript has 3 exons. The record is from RefSeq and is a predicted model, not a curated record. NCBI's taxonomy places the organism in Eukaryota, Fungi, Ascomycota, Eurotiomycetes, Eurotiales, Aspergillaceae. The coding region runs from base 1 to 957 and encodes 318 amino acids.